Penicillium brevicompactum is the source of this 1395-nucleotide messenger RNA. RefSeq lists its product as uncharacterized. Lineage: Eukaryota; Fungi; Ascomycota; Eurotiomycetes; Eurotiales; Aspergillaceae. Bases 1 to 1395 code for a protein of 464 amino acids. The transcript has a single exon. The record is from RefSeq and is a predicted model, not a curated record.
AUGGUUGGGCCUCGUUAUUCGUUGCUCGACUGGGCUUUUGGUUGGCCAGAAGGGGUACGGAUCCUUCUUGACUUUGGAGCAGACCCAAUGCAAAUUCACACAACCAGUCUCUCUCGCCCUGGCGUGGGAUAUUAUUCCUCAAUCGAAAUGCUAUUAAAAGCAGGAGGUAUGAUCGGUCUCGGCCACAUUGACCAUGCCCUCAGGUCUAAUGAUGAUGAGGAGAUAAUUUUACUACUGGUCAAUGAACUAGCAGUAAGACGAAAGCAGCUACGAUCCAUCGCGGAAAGCUUCUUGCCUCUGAAUUUGAUACCCGGCUCAAUGGAAAGCAAGCUUCUAGAUGGACCAGACUGUCUCCAAGUUCUUGACUUACUGUAUGAUUGCAAAGCAAACUUGCCCCAUCCCUUCAAUUUCAAAGCUCGAGAAUUCUUGGGAAUAGCGGAUGGAACCGUCUACCACAACCUAUGGAAGCCUCAGUGUGCCAAAGCACUAUAUAAAGCGGGGUUCCUUGAUACAGAUAUGCUCGACUCGAAAGGCUCCUCGCCCCUCGAAGCCCUGUCGUAUUGCGAUGUCCACACACUAGCGAAUUUCAUUCACUGGCACAUCUCCAAAGGUGCAAACAUUCACCGUGCACCUCUCUGGGCCAAUGAAUCGAUCGCCCUUUUCCUGACGUGGAAGAUGGUUCGAGGAACCUUUUUCUGUUCGAUAUCUGAGUAUUACCGCGAUCAUCAGUCCGUCCACCUCCCCCAAAUUGAGAGCAAUCUACAAGAGCUCAUUAAAAUGGGGGAUGAUUUCUUCGCACCAACUACGAUCUCAGAUGGAUGUCCCUGUCCUUGCUCCCUCAACGGAUGCACAGCGAUAUCAGUCAGUCUGCGGGAGCUUACCUCUGAAGUAAUGUGGGGCUACAGCCGCUGUUUGGAAUGUGAAAGGGAAGCCUUUGAUUUCUUGCAGGAAUGGGACCAGUCUUACUGGCAGAAUCCCCGAGCGUUCAUCAGAUCUCUGACCUUCAAUGCAUUGGAUUUGAAUCACACUUGCUUCGCCAAUACCUCAAAGGGUCACGUCCUUACGAGAUAUGAGACCGCAGGUAGCAAGUAUUAUGUGAAUGACAACAGCAAUGAACAAUCAUCCCUGGAUGAGUUUGAAAUUCUUUUGGAAGAUUUGGAGCAGAAAUUUGUUGAGUCCGGUCAGCCCCUGAAGGACUUUUUGCCCGGCUACUGGUACAGGCGUGUCAAAGACCAUCUGCUCACGCGACAGCCCGACGACGAGAAGCAUUUGAAAGAUGUAAGAAGCGUGGGGGUUGAGCUCGAAUUCUGUGGGCUUUCUGUUCCCAAAUGGAUGGAGACAUGCAUUGCAAGAAAGGUGGAGGAGCUUAAUGAUGAAGCGGCGGUCAAUGGGUAG